Messenger RNA from Suillus bovinus, 1524 nucleotides. RefSeq lists its product as uncharacterized. The coding region runs from base 1 to 1524 and encodes 507 amino acids. Gene Ontology annotation, biological process: positive regulation of transcription by RNA polymerase II. The record is from RefSeq and is a predicted model, not a curated record. Gene Ontology annotation, molecular function: protein dimerization activity; RNA polymerase II cis-regulatory region sequence-specific DNA binding; DNA-binding transcription factor activity, RNA polymerase II-specific. The transcript has 7 exons. Lineage: Eukaryota; Fungi; Basidiomycota; Agaricomycetes; Boletales; Suillaceae.
AUGGGCAGGAGAAAAAUUGAGAUCCAACCGAUCACCCACGAGCGUAAUCGUUCAGUAACUUUUUUAAAGCGUAAGAAUGGCCUCUUCAAAAAGGCCUAUGAACUCGGCGUCCUUUGCUCGGUCGAUGUCGCCGUCGUCAUCUUCGGCGAGUUUAUUCAUGAACGCGCGGGUCAUCACUUGAAACUUUAUCAAUACUGUUCUGGAGACAUCCAUGAUAUCAUUCAGCGUCACGUUCGUUAUGAUGGAGAGAAAGACACUAGAACUCCUCACGAUUUCGUGAACAACGCCAAUGCCAAACUUAAUCAUCAUGACGCCGAUAUCGACGACGACGAGGGUGAUGACGACGACGACCCAGACUCUGUUCCCACACGUGGAAGUAAGAGGCGCCACGAGCCCAAGUUCAAAGCGGAAUACAGUAACAACGCGAAACUUCUGAUUCCCUCAGGAGGUGACAUGGGUUUAAACAUGGCUGAUUAUCACCGUCCUAUGACCAUCCCUCCCCCACCCAUGCCCCUUCAUCACUCGUCACAGCUUCCAUCGGCUGGUGGAGGAUCUGCACUUCCUAUCUCCACAGAACGCCACUCGUCUUCCGGUCGGUUGCUCCCUCCAAACGGUCAAAUUAGCUCUCAAAAGAAGCCCCGUCUAGCGCCUAACGUUCAUGGAGGCAAUGGCUCCAAGCUUUCAGGGGACGAGUCUAUGUACAAUGGUUAUCUCCCCUCACCCACGUCGGCUCAUUCUACUGCAUAUCGAUCGAACGGUCCAUCGUCUCAUCAACUUCCAUACAAUGGAUAUAUGGGAGUGUCAAACAGUCCCCCGCAGUCCUUCCUGCCUUCAACUUUUGACUUCCCGUCCUCGUCAUCCCGAGGCUCUAAUUUACCGCGUAAUAAUAGCUACAGCAGCCAACGGUCAUCUUAUUCUCAACCUCAGGACCCCCAAUUACAGGGAAUGUAUCAUCAGUUAAUGCGGCACAAUCAGCCGCAAGGUCAACAUUCCCACUCAAGCGGUUUGCAUUCCCAGCAGUCUCCAGACUCCUUGUUAUCCACAUUUCUAGACAAUGAUGAGCAUCGGCAGCCGCAAAGCACAGGUCCACAAUACGCGCCACUUGAUUGGCCCUCCCAUGGACCAUCACAGCCGCCACUGCCACCUCCAUCACAACCUCCACAGCAAGAAUCAGGCCCUCCUGGAGACCCUAGCUGGCUCGAUUUCUUGUCGCAGAAUGCGUCUCAAUCAGGCGCCCAACAGCUUCAUAUGACACUGCCCCCCGCUAAUGGCCGAGAUGGUCUCUCUUGGGAGCGAGAUCGCGAUGCGGAGCAUUACUCCGCUGAACGCGGUGGUGACCUUCAUCCGGAUAAGUCUUCCAAUGGAGGAACGUUGAUGUCUCCGCGUUCAUCACGCAAACGGCCACGUGCUGCAUCAAGUGCUGCGGAUGAGAAACGCUCAUCGCCCAGUGCGCGAGCUGUUUCAGGACAGGACAAGAUGCAUGACCCUGGCAGCAGCAGUGGGAUAGACAAACAAGACAAAUGA